AUGACUCAGAGCAAUCUAACCACUCCGGAUAAACACCAUGGUGGUGUACGCACCGUUACCGAAGAAAAGUUGAUGGUGGCGGUGCGCGUGCGACCGCUGCGCGCCGAUGAAGGUCCUCGGAUCGUCCACGUGGUCAGCGAUAAGAUGCUGGUUUUAGAAGAGGAGGCAGACAGUCGGCGUGACGUUCUGCGACAGCGGCGGCUUAACGACAAACACUACGUGUAUGAUCGAGUUUUUGGCGAGGAUAGUACUCAAGAGGACGUUUACGACACUGUUUGUGCGCCAUUAGUGGGGGACACUCUUCGUGGUUUUGCUGGGGCUGUGUUUGCAUAUGGGGCAACAGGUGCUGGCAAGACUCAUACCAUGACGGGCCUCAUGUCGCGUGCCUUGAACCACCUCUUUACGAGCAUCGCCGAGAGUGAACAUCAGUCACACGAAGUAAAAAUGUCGUAUAUAGAAAUCUACAACGAAAAUAUUAGAGACCUAUUAAACCCGAGUGCGGGAGCGCUGGAACUGAGAGAUGAAGGCGGCAGCGGAGCGCCAGUGGUGGCAGGCUUGAGUGAGGUUCGUGCCACCAGCGCAGCACAUGUUGCGGAACUGCUAGCGCGAGGUGACCGUGCGCGGACUGCAGAACCAACGCAUGCUAAUCAGCACUCCUCUAGAGGACAUGCUUUACUUAGUGUAACAGUGAGCACACAAGUAGAAGGCGGCGUCCAACGAGGGCGCUUAUUUCUUAUCGACUUAGCAGGUUCAGAGCGUGCUGGGUUGCGCGCGCGCAGACUCGAGGGCGCACACAUUAAUAGGUCAUUGCUAGCACUCGGAAAUUGUAUCAUGGCGCUCUCCGGCGGGGCUAGAUACGUGAACUACCGCGACUCGAAGUUGACACGUCUGCUACGGGAGGUGCUUGGUGGUCGAUGCAGAACGGCUAUGGUGGCGCACGUGGCCCCCGGGCAUACCCAUCGCGAGACUACCCGUUCCACUUUACAUUAUGCACAGAAAGCUUCUUCCAUCACCAACAGGGUCGAAAGAGAAAUGGUGGAAACCCCUAUGCAUUUAUCACAAUAUCGCACUGUUAUAAGUGAAUUACGAGAAGAAAUAGCACGACUGAAAAUAAAAAUGAAGGAUGAUCGUACAAGACCGAAAGACGAGCAUCGUCAUAUGGAAGAAGAGGUAAAUAAAGAGGACGCUGCAGAAAGUGCCGCACAUUUAAAGUCUUUACGUGAAGCAAUUGUAUCGACUUUUAAGCAGCAGAUGCGUUUACGGCGAAGAUUAAUGGAACUAGAUAGCCAUCUCUUAGGAUUAGCUCUGGACGCAGAAAGACAGCAUGCAGCUAUAUCACAUUGGGAGGCAAGAUUCAAUCGCUUGUAUAAACCAAUCAAUAUGCCCGGAUCACGACUUAGUACACAGCAGAGUUACAGAGGUGGUACUGGGUUGUCUACCAGCAGCAGCGAGCGUGCCGAAGCAGAAGUUGCUGUAGAGCAGGCGUGGGCGGAACUCGCAGCCGUUGAAAGGGAGCAAGAGAGCGCUAGAUCGGAACGGGAGCGUGUAGAGCGUCAACUGGAGCAGGUCCGACUUCGAGGGGCCCAACUGGAGCAGGAGUUACCGGCGCGCAUUAGUAGCGGUCCAGAACGUGAAGUGCUAGCUCUGGUAUGCCGUGUGCAUGAGUUAGAGGCAGACAAGCUGGCACUGCAAGGGGAACGAGCAGCGCGCGCCCACGAGCUACGCCGGCGGGACCUGGCGUUACAACGUCGCGAUGCCCAGCGGCGGCUCUCCGAUGAAAUCAUUACUCGUCAACGAAGAACGAUCGAAGAAAUGGGCGUUGGUGUACCCCCUGAAUUGGGCCAGCUGUACGAGUUGUACCAACAAGAAAUACAUGCCUCUACUUACACUGAGAGCAAUGACAUCUACACACCGCCAUAUCGUUUACCACCAAUUUCUACCAGCUUGUCGGAACUGGCAUGGUCUGAAAGUUCGAGCGGAUCAGGGCGCGGAUCCAGCUCUGGCUCAGGAGGAACGCUGGCUUUAGAUCAUCGGCUACCACGUUUGGCCCCCACACCCCGACCACGGACUCGAUACAGUCAAGCUAGUGCAGUCACCAUGAAGAGAUAUGCGAGUGACGAUAGUCUUGUAAUGGUAGCACCUCGAGGAACUGAUAAUGCAGCGCCUUGAGUUAACACGACGCAAUUUACAUUUGGAGCAAUCAUUUGUAUCACUGAAAGUGAUAUGAUGUGGAUUUUGAGGUUUGCUGUUCGUAUUCGUCUUGGCUACGUAAAAAAACGAUGGAUAUAAUUUGAAAGCAAAUGAAGUCGAUUUUAACAAAAACGUAUAUGUGCUUAUUGUAUGCUGUUGUCGGUUGCUUAACUACAGAAAAAAUCAGAUAUGUACCCAUCAUGAAUUUCGUAGAAAAUUACACCAAUUGUUUUUGUUGUUUGAUAAAUAGGUGUGAUAUAAUAAUAUGUAUAACAUUGUUAACUUUGUGUUGUAAGGGUUUUUAGAAAAAUUUCAAAAUAUUUUUACCCAACAAAGUAAAAACUGAAUGAUAAGGUAUUUGCCAAUGACUUCCGCUUAUAAUUACUUAUCUGCAUAAUGAUAGAUUAUGAUUGUGUGCAUUGUUCAUAAUUAUUUAUGUUAAAAUUAUAGAAAUAAUAAUUCUUAUUUAUA
Messenger RNA from Achroia grisella, 2661 nucleotides. It is a transcript of the gene Kif19A, whose product is annotated as kinesin-like protein KIF19. Gene Ontology annotation, molecular function: microtubule motor activity; ATP binding; microtubule binding. The transcript is spliced from 14 exons. Bases 1 to 2169 code for a protein of 722 amino acids. Lineage: Eukaryota; Metazoa; Arthropoda; Insecta; Lepidoptera; Pyralidae. The record is from RefSeq and is a predicted model, not a curated record. Gene Ontology annotation, biological process: microtubule-based movement.